CCGACCACAACCACAGCGACCACGACCGUGCACGUACGUACAGGAGCACACCAGGCAACGGCAAUGGAAGCACCACGCCCGCGUCUCCCCAUCGUCGCCGCGCUGUCGGCGGCGCUGCUCCUCGUCCUCGCCCACGCCCACGGCGCUGCCUCCUCCCCCGCUGGCGGCCCGACGCCCGUCGCCGUGCGGCCCUGGGUGGCGCGGCUGCAGGCACUCCACGACCUGUCCGUGUCCGGCGAGCAGCAGCAGGGCGGCGGGUUCGGGGAGUGCUGGGGCGCCGUGAUGGGGCUGAGCUCGUGCUACGGCGAGAUCCUGCUCUUCUUCGUCAACGGCGAGUCGUACAUCGGGCCCGACUGCUGCGUCGCCAUCCGCGGCGCCACGCGCUACUGCUGGCCCGCCAUGCUCGCCUCCGUCGGCUUCACCGCCGAGGAGGCCGACGUGCUGCGCGGCUUCUGCGACGGCGAGGAGGCGGAGGCCACCCGCGCGCCGCCGCCUGCUGUGCCCGCUCCUCCCGCCCGGGGACUGGGCCAGCUGGCUGCCGUAGCCGUGAGGGGGUGAGCUGGUACCUCCGCCGGAAUCGAGGUCGUCGAAUAAGCUAGGCACGCGUGGUGUGGCGUGUGGGUAGUGGUUUUUGUACAAAACAAACACGGUGACUGACUGGCUCACUGCAUCAGGUCCAGGUCGUAUCAGCACUGCCACGCCAAUAAAACUGGGUGUUCAU
Messenger RNA from Zea mays, 721 nucleotides. Its product is annotated as Egg cell-secreted protein 1.4. Gene Ontology annotation, biological process: double fertilization forming a zygote and endosperm. The transcript has a single exon. Bases 64 to 558 code for a protein of 164 amino acids. The record is from RefSeq and is marked predicted. Lineage: Eukaryota; Viridiplantae; Streptophyta; Magnoliopsida; Poales; Poaceae.